AGCGCAGGCGCAGGAAGGCUCAUUAGUUCAGAGCUAGCAGAGGAAGAAGGGCAGCAGCAGCAGCUGCAGACGAGAACAGCUAUGGCGAGGUGGCGACACGGGAUCUCGAUACUAUUCGAUAGUGGUAGAGUUAAGGGAGUGCUGUAGAUCUUCUUCACAGGAGCAGGAAAGGAAAGGAAAGGAGGAAGAGCAGGAAAGGGAAGGAGGAGGGAGAGGAGAAAGAGGAGGAAGGGGGAGACGCGGGGCUGCGGUGUGGUUGGGGGGCCACUGGCUUCGUGGGCGAAGUGACAGUCGUUUGUGUGUGUCCCCUCGCCGGUGGUGUGCUGCCCUUCCUUCAUAUACGCCCUUUCUUUCGAUCGGCCAGUCUCUCUGACGGGAGCGAGCAGCUUUGGUUCCUCGAACGGAGCCGGAGAUGCGCGAGGAGAUUUGGAAUCCAAUUUUCUAGUGUUUUGGAGCGGUGUUGCGUGCCGGGUGGAGAGGUGGGCGAUGCAUUAUGCGUGAGCAUGGAGUAGGGGGCGGAAUAGUAUGGAGGCGGCGACGAGUCUGGAGUGUAUCGGGGCGAGUGAGUUUAGUUUGGGACUGUGAGAGUGGAAUGCGCUGUGGGACGAACUUUUGAGGGGUGUUGCUCCCGGGAGAGAGUAUUUCGGGCGGAUAGCGAUCAGGGAUCUCAAUGUGCUGUUGAUGGGAUUGUAUCGUGAUCGCAUUGAGUAAUCGAGGGGAUCGUUAAACGACGAGUUUUUUGUGCUGUGAGUGUGUCAGUUGCUCUCAGUUUGUUUCCUUCGUGGCGGGGACUUAAAAGUGAGGGCAGAGUUCGUGGACAUUUUGUAUGGAGACAGAGAGUUGGAAGUUGCGAGAACAGAGAACAUAAUGAAUUGGCCGACUUCUCGACGCCCUAGGGAGAUCGAUGGUACCGUGGGUAGCCAGUACUGUACGGCAGAGAGCAAGGCUGGAUGUUUGGUCUUCGUGCAAUCAAGGAUUUGGACUAGCAUUGUGUCGCGGCAGCCUGUGUUUCUACGAAGGAUUUGAUCAUUAGAUGGUCUAGUAUUUACUGGGAAUCGAACUCACACUCCUUCUACUGCAACUUUUCGGUGAUCACGAUCUCUUGCAGCUGCCUAUUUCGUAGCACAUCAUGCCAUCAAGAAGAGCCACAGUGACUGGUUUUGCCCAGCGGACCAGGAGUAUGCGAUGCCGUUCUCAAGUUUUCAUUUUGCUCGUCGUAACUGUGAUUGCUCCCCUCAUCUUUUUGGCGGGGAGGGCGACGAAUUUCAAUUCCACUGUCAGCAGUCACAAGGACUUCGAUGUACAUGAUCUUACCACGGAUCAUGGAGGCGAGCUAAGAAGAUUAAAUGCAUUGGAACACAUCGAAACUCUAUUUCCGAAGGAAGUUUUGAAGGUCAUCUACUCUCAUACGGAGGAAACUGGAGCCUUGAACAUGAACUUAGUGGGCCGCAAAGAUCUCGCUUCAUCUUUGAUUCAAGAAGAGACGGCAGAGGAUCAAGGAGAGGGGCAGGUUAGGUCGGUUAUUCAGGAUCAGGGGGAAGUUGCCAAUCAGGAGCAAGGAGCGGAUGAUAUCAAGGUCUCACUGGCCGAGGUGGAGGCAGAAGUUGGAGGACGCGCAGUGGACCUGCAUUCAACCGAAGAUGACUCUGCGAAAGAAACGAGGAAGCAAUUCAGGCAUCGUAGGCAUGAGAAAAGGCUGACAGAGCUCAUCCGGCAGGAUGAAGAUGAAGACAAGAAGGCGGAGAAUGAAGCCAUGGAACGCAACAAGGAAGUUGAAGUCGGAGUAGAUGGUAAAUUCAGCAUAUGGAAACGAGAAGAUGCUGAAAAUCCUGACGCCAUGGUUCGCAUUAUGAGAGACCAACUAAUCAUGGCGCGUGCUUACGCUGCAAUCGCGGAGUCCACCAAUAACGGACGUCUCCUUCGAGAGUUGAAAGCGAAAAUUAAAGAAAACAUUAAACUGCUGGGAGAGGCGAAUGUCGAUUCCGAGUUACCACCAGGCAUAAAGGAUAAAAUCAAGCUGAUGGCGCGCCUCCUGACGAAAGCCCGAGAUCAGCAUCGAGAUUGUGCAAUGAUGGUGAAGAAGUUGCGGGCGAUGUUGCAGACCUCAGAAGAACAUGCUCGCACGCUCAAGAAGCAAAGUACUUUCCUGAGUCAGCUGGCAGCGAAAACCAUUCCCAAGGGUCUUCAUUGUUUGUCGAUGUCGUUGACGCUCCAGUACCAUCUUCUGCCUCUUGCCGAGCGUGAAUUACCAGAAUCUCCGAAGCUCGAGGAUCCAACCCUUUAUCACUAUGCAAUCUUCUCGGACAACAUUCUCGCAGCGGCGGUUGUUGUGAAUUCUACGAUCAUUCACGCCAAGGAACCAGAGAAGCAUGUCUUUCACGUGGUUACCGACAGGAUGAACUUCGGAGCUAUGAAAAUGUGGUUUUUGGAAAAUUCUCCAGGUCUUGCCACUAUUCAAGUGGAGAACGUCGAUGAUUACAAGUGGCUGAAUGCAUCAUACUGUCCAGUUCUUCACCAACUUAGCUCAGCGUCUAUGAAGGAUUACUACUUCAAAGCAGACAACGGUGCAAGCCUGGCCACCGUUUCUUCCAACUUGAAGUACCGAAAUCCCAAGUACUUGUCCAUGCUAAAUCAUCUGCGUUUCUACCUUCCCGAGGUGUUUCCGAAGCUCAAUAAGGUGCUCUUCUUGGAUGAUGAUGUCGUUGUACAAAAGGACCUCAGCGCUUUAUGGGAUGUCGAUCUGCACGGAAAUGUGAAUGGUGCUGUAGAGACUUGUGGGCAGAGCUUUCAUCGCUUCGACAAGUACUUGAAUUUUUCACAUCCAGAUAUUGCCAGCAAUUUCGAUCCAAUGGCUUGUGGGUGGGCAUAUGGCAUGAACAUGUUUGAUCUCGUCGAAUGGAAGAAACGUGAUAUAACCGGCAUCUACCAUAAGUGGCAAAGAAUGAACGAGGACAGAACACUCUGGAAGCUCGGGACAUUGCCUCCUGGCCUGAUUACGUUUUACAACAUGACGUUUCCACUGGACAAAUCAUGGCAUGUUCUGGGUCUCGGCUACAACCCUGGUGUUCUACACAGUGAACUGGAAGCUGCUGCCGUGGUACAUUACAACGGAAAUAUGAAGCCGUGGUUAGAGAUUGGGAUGUCUCGGUACAAGCCCUAUUGGACAAAGUAUGUGAAAUAUGAUCAUCCCUCUCUGCAGCAGUGCAAUAUCAACGAAUAAGAACCUCAAAUUUUGGUAGCCUGGAUGCAGAAGAACCAAUAUGUUCAGUCUCAAAGAUGGACUGACUUGACUACCCGUGUAGCCUGCGCCAUCAGUAUCACAUGGACUACAGGGUUUAGCCUUCUGUCUUGCAGCCCCAUUUGUUCUAUAGGAGAGUCGGCACAGAAAGUAGAUUAGGAAUUAGGAGAGGAAAUCAGAUAGCAGCGGGGUUGUUUGAACUGGGUGGCCUUUGAGGUGACGAUACCAGCCAACCAGCUACAAUUUGGUCCAGAAAACUCGAUGGCUAGGCUUCCUGCUAGAAUACUGCCGGUGAGGGGAGGUCAAGUCUUCCAUUGUAUGGUGUAUAUAAUCAUUACUUGGAUUUGUGAAGAACUCUAUUGAAGUUCUCUUCAAUGUAUCUCUCGAAAGGCGGACACACGCGGACUUUUUGAUUUUAUUUUAAAUCCGGGUUACACUCUGUUCUGU
This is a messenger RNA of Marchantia polymorpha subsp. ruderalis, 3685 nucleotides long. NCBI's taxonomy places the organism in Eukaryota, Viridiplantae, Streptophyta, Marchantiopsida, Marchantiales, Marchantiaceae. The record is from the annotation of a GenBank genome assembly.